UAUUAUUUUUUUUUAAAGUUCAAAAAAAUUGUCGGAAAAAUACAAACUGGAUGUACGUCGGCGUGACGUCACUGUCCCAUCACCACUGAACUCCUUUACGUUUCAAAAGUUACACUUUCCCAAGAAGCUAACGUUAGCCGGCUAGCUAGCUAGCUUGAUUUAAGUUCUUCCAGAUUCUUUUGUGUCUCCACAUAACGAUGUAUGAAAUAUAUUCUGAAGCUUCUGGUUAAUUUAUACAAACGUUGAAGUUAUUUAAUCUAAAUUGCAGAGUUUUAGUUCACUUUAGUGGUUAUAUUAGCCUUGCUAGCUUAUGCUAACGUUAGCCUAUAAAACGUGCUCAAAACCACAACAAUGGAGGUGACAUAACACAGGGUUACUGGGGGGGAAACAUAAAUACAUUGGGUGUGAUCAUAUAGUGGGUGGCUGUUAUGAUGUGAUGGAUGAAGGGGACAGACUGACUGGUUCCACUGGGAGAGCCUCAGACUGGUUCCACUGGUCAAAAGAUACUUCAGCUGAGCUCUGGCACAGCACUCCAGUUAAAGAGAAAAAUGGUGCUGCUUGGUUGGAUGGUAGCCAACUGUCUGUUCUAAGCAGCUUCAAGAUGGACAACACAGCAAAACAGUGGGCGAGAAGUUCACCUCCAAUACCAGCAGACACACUCUGUCCUCCCAGCUCGCAGGACUCCGAGUUCCCUGUGAAUGACCCGAGUGGCUCCACCAUCCAGAGGCAGAGGAGGGAGCUCCAGCUGCUGAUGGCUGAGCUGAAGGACAGGGACCGCGAGCUGAACGCCAUGGCUGCCUCCCAUCAUAAGCAGCUUCACGCCUGGGAACAGGACCGCCAGAGGGUGCUCUCCCUGGAGCAGAGGUGUGCCCGUUUGGAUGAUGAGUUGCAGAAACGCAACGAGGUGAUCCGAGUCCUGACUAAACGAGUGUGGGCGGUGGAAACCAGGAAGGAGGAGGUCCAGAAGGAGCUCAGCGUAGCUCAACAGCAGCUCUGUGAGCUUGAAGGGAAACAGCAGAACAUCAGCCAAAAAUGUCAAGACUUUGAGGAGAAGAACCAGAGUCUGAACUCCACGGUCAUGGCUCUGUCCUCUCAAGUCGGCUCUCUGCAAGUCAGAGAGGAGGAACUGAGCUCCAUGCUCAAACUCAAGGACAAAGAUGUGAGCGAGGCCUCUGGUCAUGUGGUCGACCUCACAGGGCGCCUACGAGAUCUGGAGACAACGAUGUCAGAGAGUCGCUCACGGGAAAAUCAACUCCUGAGAGACUCAGAGGAAAAUAAACGCCGCUACAGAGAGUCCAGAUACGAGAUCUCUCACCUUAAAGAGGAGCUGCAGCAGCAGGUCACACAGAGCAGCACUCAGAGAGAAGAGAUCAUCCGUCUGAAACAGGAGCUGCAGCUGCUCCGUAGAGAUCUGGUCCUGUCAGGAGAGGGAGACAGCUGGAGGGACGAGAUGCUGGAACUGUCUCGCUCCAAACAGGAACGCACCAUGUCGGAGCUCCGCUGCUUACGACAGGUGUGUGAGAAUCAGCGUAAUGACCUGCAGCUUCUGCAGUUGAACCUGGAAAGUGCUCGUGAGACACUGCGGGAGAAGAGCAGUCAGGGGAUAGCUGGAAGUCAGGACGAGUUAAGGUGUGUCUGUCUGAACAACCGCUCGCCUUCAUCGCUCAGAGUGAAGAACUCGAGACCUUCACGAGACCCCGCCUCUCCUCCAGCAGCCAAUCAGCAAGUCCGAGACGACGGUGACCUGGGAGUCUUCUCAGCUCACUCCAUUGAUGGUGACGAUCCGCUGUCCAGCUGUUUUCUGCAGCAGCUGUUGGACGAGUCCAGGCAGCUCGUCAGUCCAGAGCACAGCAGUCACAGUGUCCCAUCGAUGAGCUGUGGGACCACCGAGCCCCUUUACUCUCACCAGUGCCAGACAUCCCUCCACCAUCACCACCACCAUCACCAGCCGAACACCGCCACAUACAAGGACAAUGACACUCCACCCAAAGCCUGCCAUCGACCAAAGUCAGCCACGUGGACGGGUUGACAUUCACAAAAGCACAGAUUUUAUAUAUUUUUUAUAGCUGAAACAUCAGUAUUUAUCAAAGUGACUUCAUGUGCUAAACUAUUAAGCAUUUAAUUAACAGUCACGUAUUCAAAAAAAUCAGUGUUACAACAGAACCUGUGAGCUCACAGCUGAAGGAUAAACUGUCUCUCAGGGAAAUGAUGAAGUAAAAAACAUACAUUCAUGUCAUGAAUUUGUAACUUUUUUAUACUAUUAAUCGUGUGUUUUUUAUUUGGUGGCACUGCAUCCUUUUUUACCUACAUGUCUAUGUUUUUAAAGGCCCUGUUCAGAUUGUAAAAGGCUGUGUUGUGUGGAGUGGGUGAGAUGUGAAACCAGUCCUACAGGGCUGGUGACUGGCUGUCUUUCCAGUUUCACUGCUUCCAGAUUCACCGGUGACUCAAGAGGAAACAGUCGAUGGCUCUGAACAGUUUGACAUUUUAUAACCUGCUCACUGCUUUUGAUUAAAACAGUAUUUAUAUGAA
Anoplopoma fimbria (sablefish) is the source of this 2529-nucleotide messenger RNA. RefSeq names its product coiled-coil domain containing 62 (gene ccdc62). The transcript is spliced from 13 exons. Lineage: Eukaryota; Metazoa; Chordata; Actinopteri; Perciformes; Anoplopomatidae. The record is from RefSeq and is a predicted model, not a curated record. Bases 437 to 2029 code for a protein of 530 amino acids.